Messenger RNA from Ctenopharyngodon idella (grass carp), 3318 nucleotides. Its product is annotated as calpain-8-like. NCBI's taxonomy places the organism in Eukaryota, Metazoa, Chordata, Actinopteri, Cypriniformes, Xenocyprididae. The coding region runs from base 348 to 2459 and encodes 703 amino acids. Gene Ontology annotation, biological process: proteolysis. Gene Ontology annotation, molecular function: calcium ion binding; calcium-dependent cysteine-type endopeptidase activity. The transcript is spliced from 21 exons. The record is from RefSeq and is a predicted model, not a curated record. Gene Ontology annotation, cellular component: cytoplasm.
UUACCUGAACGUGCGCCUCCCGAAUUUAGUUAAAUAAAACUUCAUACUGUUUUUAUGUAUGUGUCGUGUCUGUAUUCCUGCAGCAUAAACAGUUGAGCAUUGUGCUAACAAUAGGAUUGAUAAAAUGUAUACUUUGAAUGCAAUGUAAGUCAUUUGGAUAAAAGCCUCAAAUGGCAAAUCUUUUAAAAAUCAAUAACAAGAUGGAAUUUGUUUAGGUUUAAUCGAGGCAUUAAUCAAAUAGAGCUAACUUUUAUUAAAACAGUGUAAUAUCUUUGUAUUAUUAUUGUAAUUUCCUCUUUUUAACAGCACAAAAAAAAAAAAAAAAAUCCAGACAAAAAAAAAUCAAAAUGCCUCCUCCAGCGGUUCCACAUGGCAUGUGCCUAAAAGUCAUGGAUGACCGCAACAUGAAGGGUGGCAUGGGCUCUGAAACAAAUCCUUUGAAGUUCAUGAAUCAGGACUACAACAUUUUACAAGACUACUGUCUCAAAACAAGACAGAGAUUUGUGGAUGAGUUUUUCCCGCCAGACCCUCGUUCCAUUGGCGAAGGGCUGCUGAAGCCAGAAGUCAUGGCCCGAGUGGAGUGGAUAAGACCAACGAAAUUGUGUCCAGAUGCAGCUGAAUUUAUCGUAGAGUCAGUGUCUAGGUUUGACUACUCCCAAGGGAAAGUAGGAAACUGCUGGUUUCUGGCCUCUGUUGGGGCUCUAACAUUUCAAAGCAAAUUAUUACAAAAGGUCAUGCCAGACGGACAGUCAUUCAGCCGCAAUUAUACUGGUUUAUUUCACUUCAGGUUCUGGCGUUUCGGAAAUUGGUAUGAUGUUGUGAUUGAUGACAAACUGCCAACAAUUGACUACCAGCUGAUUUUUGUGCAAUCAAAAACAUAUAAUGAGUUCUGGCCAGCCUUGUUGGAGAAAGCGUAUGCCAAGUUGUGCGGCUCCUACGCUGACAUGCAUGCUGGUCGAGUAUCUGAGGCCCUCAUGGACUUCACCGGUGGGGUUCAUAUUCACUACGAUCUGAAAAUGGCUCCAACUGAUUUGUGGGAGAUAAUGUACCGUGCUUUCCAGUCAGAAGUCCUUAUGGGCUGUGAAACUCCACAAGGGAAUAAGAAUGAGGAAGAGUUACGAAAUGGCAUAAUUCUGGGCCACGCUUACACUGUGACAAAUGUUUACCAGGUCAUGAGUGGUAGAUAUCCAGUUAAGCUGGUGAGAUUGUUCAACCCAUGGGGAGAAAAAGAGUGGAAUGGAGACUGGAGUGACAAAUCACCCUUGUGGAACACAGUGAGUAAUGAGGACCGCAAACAACAUCUUCUGGACGAUAAUGGAGAGUUCUGGAUGUCAAUGGAAGAUUUCCUUAAAACAUUUGACAACAUUGAUAUCUGCUGUUCCUAUCCUGAUUUUCUGGAAGGAAAGUCUGCAUCUCGCUGGAUUUCCAAGUACCACAAUGGCAGCUGGGUUAUUGGGAGUACAGCUGGAGGCUGCAUAAAUCAUCAAGACACCUUCUGUACCAACCCCCAGUUUUGGCUGAAGAUUAAUGAGAUGGAUAAGGCAUGUGAGCAGGGCCAGAGCAAUGUUUUGGUGUCCCUCAUACAGAAACCUGAUAAGAGAAACAGACGCCUUGCUGCACACCAUGGCAUCGGCUUCUGCGUGUUUGCAGUUCCACCCAAGAUGAGAUCUGAGGGAAAGUUUGGAUCAGACUUUUUCAAACACAGAAAGCCUGUGGCAACAAGCGGGGACUUUCAGGUUGCAAGACAGGUGAUGAGCUUCUUCAGGCUGGAGCCAGGACAGUAUCUCAUUGUACCGUCCACUUACAGCCCCAAUAAGAAUGCAGAAUUCAUCCUGUCCAUUCUGUGCAAAAAUGAGAUCCACAUUCAAAAGGACACAGAAAGGAACGAGAAAGAUUUUCUUGUGGAUCUUGUAGGCGAGUCUGAGGCUGGAUACACUGAACAAGAGGAUGAAGCAUUGAACAACAAAAUUCUGUUUCGACAAUAUUCUGAUCAGUACAAGGUUGUUGAUGCUGAGAAACUUCAACAGCUUCUUCAUGAAAAUCUGCUUAGAGGGAAUAAAAAUACUGAAGGAUUUGGCCUGGAUUCCUGCAGAAGUAUAAUUGCCAUGUCAGAUUUCUCUGUCACUGGAAGACUUUGUGGAUCAGAAUUUCUUCGUCUGUGGAACCGCAUUAUGACAUACAAGCGUAUCUUCUACACCAUGGACUCUUCCAAAGAUGGUGUUCUGUCUUUGAGCGAACUGCAAAACGCUUUCAAGAAAACAGGCAUGCAUCUAAAUGAAGACAUCCUGAAUCUCAUGUUUGUGCGGUAUGGUGGUGCUUCAGAACAGAUCUCUCUGGAGGGCUUCAUUUGCCUUGUCAUGCGUUUGAACUGCAUGGCUAGCAUAUUUCAGAGACUCUGUGAAAAUGGGAAGAUAUCUCUUAAUGAGAGUGAGUGGAUAGGACUCACCAUGUACUCAUGAGGCAAAGUCUGAUUGCCAGGAGGUUUGCCAACAAAUGCUUUUCUUCUUCGUCCUUUUAUCCCUCUAAGAAUUAAAAUGCUUUUUUUUUUUUUUCUUAAAAUUAUCAUUUGAUAUAAAAUUUCACAUCAAACUGUGUAAUCAUGUUGUUAUAACUGUUUAUUUGAAAAGUAUUUCAUGUAAUGUAUGUAUUUCUCAUUGUAUACACUUGGAAUCACUGUUGGUGAAAAGAAAUGCAUUCAAGCUGAUGCUAUUUUGAUUAGCUUAUUUUUAAAAUUGUCAGAAAGAUUCUAAAGUAAUAUUUGUCAACAUCUUAUAAGGGGCAUUUGGGUCUAUGAUACUUGGAGAGAUCUAUCCAUUAGCAGUCACAUUCAUCUAAAUGACAGUUGCUUUGGCUCCCGCAUGCAGAGUUGUGAGACACUGACAUGCCAGGAAAAAGUGUUUUGGUGUCAGUUUAGGAGUAUUGCUUGUCUGACAUCAGCCACAUUGAUAAGGACAUGUAAAGGUCUAUAUUAUAUUUUUAGAUGCAAUCUAAUUGAUUUUUAAAACACUGUACUAAUGAAUCUGUACUUUUAUUAAUGAAUUUAAUUACUGUCUGUAGUAUGUAAUAUAUGCAAAAUUAAGUACUUUGCAUGCAUAUUUAUGGUAAGAUGGUGUAUGAUUCACUUUUGCCGCAUAUAACCAGAUGAAUGUUUUUUUCCCCCCUCCUGACACUCCACAAAAGAGCUCAAAGCCUUAUAUAUCCCAGUUUUGAUUUUUUGAUUUCUUCCUUUCUUCCAUAUAUACAUUUUGCUUGGAAAGAUAACUCUUGAUGAGAGUGAGGUAAUCUGAAAUAAACAUUUUAAUAAAGAUGUUUGCUUGA